AUCCGGUGCGCGAUGACGUGAUGAGGUGAAAGCACCAGGGUGUGUUUGGUGAAGCUGCUGGAUUAAGUGUGCGCGUCGGGCGGAGGGGUGGAGCCGCAGGGUGGGGUCACACAGAGGCGGAGGAGAGAAGCGGAGAGAGAGACUCUGAGCCCAACCCUGAACACCGCAACAAACACAGCUGCUGGAACCGAACGGCACAACGAGCCGCACAGAACCAACCCAACCCGGACAUUAUUAUUAUCCUCAUCAUCAUCUCCCCACACACCAGGGCCGACAUGAUCAACGAGGCUCUCUGAGACCAAAACCGACCUUUCGCUUUUAAUCAUCACAAAGCUGGAGCUUAAAACAAACAAACAAACAAAAAAACUUGUUAUUGAAAUCCAGCAGCAGAACCAGAACCAGCCCGCUGCACUGCACUCCAGCCCAGCCCGCGGACCGCUGCACCCCGAUACCGACAUGCACACGGAGGCUCGCAAUAAGAAAUGCCAGCCGAAUCCUGAGAAAUCCAACGCCGCUACCUCAGAGCCCUCCGAGGAGAUGCCAUCCAUACAGAUCAAGCCUGAGCCAGAGGAGGUGGAGUGCACGGUGAAGCAAGAGCCCGAGGAUGAUUGUCCAGAGCCGACGGACCUGAAGCUGAAGUCCUCUCCCCCUCCUCUCUGCAUCAUCAGCACCCACACGGCUGAUGCUGACCAGACCGAGCCCGUGGACCUGUCGCUUAACAAGCCCCGCCCCUCGCUACCUGUUGCGGCCACGCCAGUCAAUCCUGCGCCAGUUACGGGCGGAAUCAGCACCAGUACCACCCUCCCGGCUGUCCUGGCAUCCCCGGGCUCUAUUCUAGCCUCGACACAGGGCGUCGGAGGACAACAGAUCCUACACGUUAUCCACACCAUCCCCUCAGUGAACGUCACGGGUAAAGUGGGCCAGCUUCAGACCAUCCCUGUGGUGGUACAGUCGUUGCCUGUGGUCUACACAGCUGUGCCUGCUGACGGAGUGCCUGCUGCUGCCGCCAUCACCGUGCCACUCAUUGGCACAGAUGGCCGCUCGGAAGGGUCAGUGAGAAUUAAGCCCGGCUCGACGUCUCCAGUGGAGUACCAGAGUGACAGUGAUGCAGAGAGCGGCACGGAGUCCGGAUCGGCUUCGUUCAGAACGCAGAGCAUGGACAACAGCUUAAGCACAGACGUGGACAUCCAGGCAGACCCCGACUCGCCCGAGAUGAAGAGACGACGAGUGCACAUGUGUGACUACGACGGCUGCAACAAAGUGUACACCAAAAGCUCUCAUCUGAAAGCUCACCGCAGGAUACACACAGGAGAGAAACCGUAUCAGUGUACGUGGGAGGGCUGCACGUGGCGCUUCGCCCGCUCCGACGAGCUAACGCGUCACUUCCGCAAGCACACAGGCAUCAAGCCGUUCCGCUGCACUGACUGCGACCGCAGCUUCUCGCGCUCCGACCAUCUCGCCCUUCAUCGGCGCCGCCACGUCAUGAUGUGAACCCGGCUUCGCAUCAGCUUCGGUUUAGCCCCGCCUUCUCUCCACAUAUUUACUCCUCAGGAGACUCCUCCUUCUCCUCUUCCUCCUCCCCCCAGAAAGGGCUGAGAGAACUGUGAAGCUGUCCCUUCCUUCCUCAGAUCCACAUACGAUGAAGAUGACGCAGCACGUCUUCGGGAUUCUUCUCCCACAAAGUCCCGUUAAAUAAAUGAAUGAAUGAAUGAAUAAAUAAAUAAAUAAAUAUCCGCUCAUCCGUCCAGUCCUCACUGAUCCCAGGUUACAUGGUUUAUUUCGACGCUCGCUUCAGCAGAGGAGCUGGACCAGUGGGACAUACUGCUGCGAACAGACUGAAGGCUGUGGGUUUGUCUGAACCGGUCCCCAUGAGAUGAGAUGAGCAGAGAAGAGAAGAGCGAGACCAGGAGAGGGCACGAGACGAGAACCGAAAUGUUUUUGACGACGAGUUUACAAAAGUCUCUUCUGAUCACUUGAUUUGUAGGUUUUACCUGAACAUUUUAAUCUUUUUAGACUAUUUUUUUUUCUUUUUGGUUUGCAUGAACUAGCUCUGUUGUGUUGAGGUGUUUUGAAUGUUUGUGUUGCUGAAUGCUGAACUUUCACUUUUUUUUUUUUCCUUCUUUUUAAAGUAAGUCCUACCUGCUAUUUUAUGAACAAAUAUUUAGGAGUUCACUGUUCUGUCUUUAUCAACUAUCUACCCUACACCACCUGAGCGUUAGAGAGCUAAAACUGUGAAUUAAAUUUUUUUUUUCUUAAAAGAAAUAAGAUUUUCUCAGAUUGGAUAAUUCUUUUAAUUUUUCGUAGUUUUUUUUUUUUUUGAGAGGUAAGAUCAAUUCCUCACUCCAAGGUUUUCAACAAGCUAGGAAGUUCCUGAACUUGUGAAGUUGAUGGAGUUUUGUGCUCGAAUAUCGCGAUGGAGCAUCUUCCACAAAAACGGAUUAAAAAAAAACCCAAAAAAAAAAAACCCAACAAAAAUAUAUUUGGCUUGGUAACAGUAUUUAUAUUAUUAUAAAUAUAUAUAUACACAUAUAUUUUUAAAAUCCUUUGUGUUGUGCCAGAGUUGGCAUUUGAUAUAAUUAAUGAUAUAAUUAAAUAUGAUUUGUUGGAUGUGCUUUCUCACAUGAGGCUGUGAAAGAAAAACAAAUGUUCAUCCAAAUGGAAUUAGGAUAGGAAAUGGUGUGCUUGAUAACCGUGUGUGUGUGUGUGUGUGUGUGUGUGUGUGUGUGUGUUUCUAAGAAACAUAAUCAGAGUUUUAAUCGUCGAGGUGUGUGUUCUAGGCACAUGUUGUUCACGCCCGUCAGCGCCUUAAUUGAAGUAAAUGUGCAACUCGUGUUUUUGCGCAUCUCGUUCGUCGGAGUUCCUCAGGGUUCUGGGUUGGGACCCCUCAUAAAGUAAGGCAACAUUUUAAACAAAACCAUCUUUAUAUCUACGUAGAUCAACAAUAACCACUUCUCAACGGAAUAGUUUAAGCUCCAGCCCUUGUUUCACUCGAUUAUGCAAAAGUUUUCACCCCCUCUUGACCUUUUUGCGAUGUUUAGUUUAAAAGCUUAGAGCACAGUCCCCUUUGGAGAGGAAUACCCCCCUGAUUUCCCCCCCCCCCUUCUUCCUCCUCCCCGACCUCUUCUCUAUAUUCCUUCACGCUAGCACUCGCAGUCAUGGUCAUAAUUUCAGCAGCUAGCAGUUUAUCGAGAGGUGCGUUCUACCUUUUCGUUGUUUUCCGAAGCUAUAAACGCAGCUUAUUCGCAUCCAGCCUUUGAAGAGUUGACCGCAUGUUCGCAAAAAGGAAAAAAAAAAAAAAAAACAACCAAGCGAAAGUUAAAAUCUUUGAUCCAGUGCAAUUUUCAGACGUCAGAAUUCUCUUUGCUUCAACUCUAAACCUUAAGCACAUCUUUGUAGAGACGUAUAUGCAUUCGAUUGCGAUCCUUUUUCUUUUUUUUUUUAUAAACUGUUCAUAGGCAUACAGACAAUUAUAAAUAAUUAACAAACACAUGUACAUAUUGUAUAUAAUCAAAGUUCUGAAUAAACGUAACGGGUGGAUUUCUAUUUUUAACACUGACUAGACAAUGUGAAAUUUUUUUUGUUUUUUCCCUUCGUUGGCUCAACAAUGUGUUCCUGUAUUUUUUAUCCCUUUUUAAUCUGACGUGUCGUAACUCUCUCUCUUUUUUCUUUCUUUUUUUUUGUGUUGCAUGGACAGAAUUUCUUUGUGAAGUUGCUGAGCAUGUCAGUGUGUCAUGUCGGUGCCCUGACAAACGUGGCCUGUAAGCACUGAUGAUCCAUCUACGAUACAGUGUGGCAUUUUUUUCUUGUGCAAUUAAAGCCAUUUUUUGCACGUUUUUAAAAAAAAAAAGCAAAAAAAAAACGAACAGCUACUACCUGACUUUUUAGUUACACUCUCUUUAUAGAUAGGCACAGUACUAAAGCGACGUAAAGGAAAAAAAGAAACACCUUUUGAACAAACUAAACGUGCGUCGUCUCAGUUCCGUGCAACAGAAAUGCCAUCGGGAACCUCAAGUAGGAAGUUGUGGAGAUAAAUUUUAUUUUAAAAUCGAUGAAUUUAUGACCAUCUAUAUUUUACGUCCCGUGACUGAAAUCUUUUCAAGCAUGUUUAUUGUUUUCGGAAUAAAUAAAUAAAUAAAUAAAAAAACACAUACACGUCAUGAUUUAUUGGGUUUGGUUUGCGUGUGUGUGCAAGCGUGUUUAUCAUAAAUCAUACUUUUUUUUUUUUUCCUUUUAAAGGUCAGAAUCAUAGGUAUUUUAUAUUGAAUGCAGUAACUUAUGGGCCAGUACUAUAUUACUCAGUGCAAUGCAGUUAUCAUUAUAAUAAUAAUACAAGUAAUUAAUGUUAUUUCUUUUGUAUUUGUACAGAACAAAUGUGUAAAGAACAGUGAGGCGAACACAAGCUUUUUGAUACUGUGAGAAAUGGUGUUAAAAGUCAGUUUCCCCUGUACAGUUGUGAUUAUCUACACCUUUUAUAGAAUAAAGUGGGUUUUUUUGUUUUGUU
Messenger RNA from Neoarius graeffei (lesser salmon catfish), 4501 nucleotides. It is a transcript of the gene klf8, whose product is annotated as Kruppel like factor 8. Gene Ontology annotation, biological process: regulation of transcription by RNA polymerase II. NCBI's taxonomy places the organism in Eukaryota, Metazoa, Chordata, Actinopteri, Siluriformes, Ariidae. The transcript has 6 exons. The record is from RefSeq and is a predicted model, not a curated record. Gene Ontology annotation, molecular function: RNA polymerase II cis-regulatory region sequence-specific DNA binding; DNA-binding transcription factor activity, RNA polymerase II-specific. The coding region runs from base 457 to 1491 and encodes 344 amino acids.